UUGUUGCUACCGUCUGUCGGUCCGUCCGUCCGUCUCAGCGCACACACUCGACCUCCACUGUUGCCUCCGUUCGGUCGUAACAAAUGAUCCGUACAAGCUAGCCCUCAUCGGCAAAAUCUCGAAGGACAAUAACUCAACCCUGUCCACCACGUCCAUGGCAGAUAUCCUUUUCUCUUUUAGUAACCCCACCAGUGUUUAAAAAUUCCGCCUAAAAAGAAAAAGCGUUCUGUCCCCUCUUUUGGGUUUUCAGCAGACGUGUAUAUUAACUAUCCAGAGGAUCUAGGGGCAGCUCUAUACCGAGAGCCAUUCGACUUCAACGCCGAGCCACCUUGGGAUCCUAGCUGAUAGUGGACGAGUUCAUCCCAGGACUCAUCCAUUUUGUUGCAUAAGUCUAGGACCCCAGGGGCUCGAGAGGGAACGAGCAAGAACACUUUGGACUAGCCACAUUCUUUAUGCCUGUCGGAUUAGAAGAAAACGGUUGAGAGGAUGAAGGGAAUUGCUGAUGAACCACAGUAUUCUGUCGGCCUGUUGGAGGCAGGCGCAACCCUUGGUGACGUGAUUGACAAUCACAUUUGUGAACAAACUUUGUCAGAGAAGAGUGCAUUCUUUGUAGCAGACCUGGGAGUUAUAAUGAGGCAGCAUGUUCGCUGGCGAACCCACAUGGCCCAAAUUCGACCCUACUACGCUGUCAGAUGCAACAGCAGCCCAACUGUUAUUGAAGUUCUUGCUGCUCUCGGAACUGGAUUCAUUUGCACCAACAAGUCUGAGCUCGAGCUGGUACAGGGCCAUGGCAUUCCCUCUGAAGAUAUCAUCUACGGAGGUGUUUGCAAACAAGUUUCCCAGAUUAAAUACGCUGCUAAGAAUGGCAUUGACCUCCUUGUGUGUGAUAAUGAAGCAGAGCUACGUAAGAUUUCUCGCUGCCACCCCAAUGCCAAACUGCUGCUACAGGUCUCAACAGAAGCAUCCAGCCAGGAUGAUGAGAUGAGCAUGACUUUUGGCUGCUCCCUCAAGGACUGCAGGCAUUUGCUGGAGAGGGCUAAGGAGUUGGGUGUGCAGGUGGUUGGAGUCAGGUCUCACAUUUCCAGCUCCUGUGAGGUUGACCAGGUGUAUGUUCAUGCCAUAUCUGAUGCCCGCUGUGUCUUUGAUAUGGGAGAGGAAAUUGGCUUCGACAUGAAAAUCCUGGAUAUUGGAGGUGGCUUUGCUGGCACUGAGACUCAGCUGGAACUGAUCAAUAGUGCAGUCAUGUCUAUGGUGGACCUGUAUUUCCCUCCUUCUACUGGAGUGUCCAUCAUUGCGGAGCCUGGCAGUUUCUUUGUGUCCUCUGCUUUCACUCUGGCUGUGAACGUCAUCUCCAAGGAGGUGGUGGCACGGGAUUGCCACGCACAUGAUGAUCCAUCCCCCAACGAGGAGCCAGAGUUCCAGUACUACAUGAAUGAGGGAGUGUAUGGAUCAUUUGCCAGCAAGCUCUCUGAAACAUUGAUUGCUGCUCCAUCUGUUCACAAGAAGAGCACCCUGGAUUCUUCAGUGUUCAGCAGCAGCCUGUGGGGCCCCUCUGGGGAUGACCUGGACCAGGUAGUGGAGCACUGUCUGUUGCCUGAGCUCAACAUUGGAGACUGGCUCAUUUUCACCAAAGCAGGGGCCUACAGUCUGGGUCAGCCACUCUGCAUCACCACAGACUCGCCAUCAACCCCAGUAUACUACGUCAUCUCUUCUAGAGACUGGUUUGAGAUGCAAGACACUGGUGUCAGUCAUGAGGCUACACUGAAGAACUUCUCCUUGGUCCCUUAUUUUCUCAAUUCCUGCCAAACGGAGGCUGCGCUUUCUGUCCCAGCUUAGCAAUCAUUGCACCAGGAAGACUUGUAUCUUUCCUUUGCUGGUUUCUGCUGCUUCCUCUGGCCCUACAUUCCAGUGCGAUGAAGUGAAAUGACUGCGCAGAUAGAGCUUGAAUUUGCAGGGACCAGACCAAAUUCUUCUCGCAAAUCCACAUGUAAAGUAUAGUAAGUGAUUAAACCAGGAACAACCCAAGUAGAUGUUCAUUUAUAUGCAACAAAAUGGAUGACUCCAAGAAGACGGAUGCAUUCUUCCCUUUGCUUUGGGCAUCCCAUGGCACUACCGUUUACAAUCAUACAGUAGACACAUAAUGAUUUAAAUGAUUAUAUUUGACAGAUGUAUUAUCUAUAUCUCCAUUACUGUUGCCAGUCUUGUAAAGUAAGAUGUCUAUCCCUGAGUGAAGCACUGUAUUUAAACAGAAACACAGUUCUGAGAUGUUGUAGGCUGUUUUGCUAAAAGAUGUGUAUUUAUAAUUUUAAUUGGUUGUAUAGUUUAUUUUGUGUGAUUUUGCUUUCAUGAUAACAUUUAAAAUGUGUUGUUCUUCUCAGUGUUUUGAAAUGGAAACUUGCAUACAUGGAGGCGCAUUUACUGCGUGCCAGUGUGAUCAAUGCAAAGUGUCUCCAUGACAUCCAUAUAAAGUAGUGUAGUCUGCUCUGGUGUUAGUUGGGAUGCUAAUGGCUCAGUGUUCACCAGUAAUCUGGUGUUUCAGUGUUUUUAUUAAGUGCUGAUUAGCUUGCUUGGACCAGCAGGUGACUGCUAUGCCAUCACAUAGCAAAGCAGGUUUAUUAUACAGUAUGUGCUGCAGAUGUAACAAGGGAAGUGUUGAUGGAUAAAGAAUCAGUUGACUUUGGAAUGGAGACUUUCUAAAACGAGAAUCAUUUAUAAUGCUCAAACACUUGCUUUUUUGCUAUUUCUAUUGAAUUUGUUCAAGAGGAAUUCUUUUCAACAUCAAUGGCUGUUGAAAGAGCAAUAGUAUUUCCCAACUGUGGAAAUAUACUUAUACAAGUGUGUGUCAUAUCUUUGAAAUUGUCUCCCCAUCUGUGUCUAAGGCAUGAUGAAUUAUUGGGCAUAUGUCUGUUUAAAACUUGUAUCUGUGCUUGUCAACGUGAACAGUAAUAAACACCUCAUUGACUGGA
This is a messenger RNA of Acanthopagrus latus (yellowfin seabream), 2966 nucleotides long. RefSeq names its product antizyme inhibitor 1-like. The transcript is spliced from 12 exons. Gene Ontology annotation, cellular component: cytoplasm. Gene Ontology annotation, biological process: positive regulation of polyamine transmembrane transport; negative regulation of protein catabolic process. Lineage: Eukaryota; Metazoa; Chordata; Actinopteri; Spariformes; Sparidae. Gene Ontology annotation, molecular function: ornithine decarboxylase activator activity; ornithine decarboxylase activity. The record is from RefSeq and is a predicted model, not a curated record. The coding region runs from base 487 to 1836 and encodes 449 amino acids.